Purpureocillium lilacinum is the source of this 516-nucleotide messenger RNA. The record is from RefSeq and is a predicted model, not a curated record. Lineage: Eukaryota; Fungi; Ascomycota; Sordariomycetes; Hypocreales; Ophiocordycipitaceae.
AUGUACGUAUGGGUAACCGGGACGAGGCGAUGGACAUUGCAUUAUGUUGCGCCGGCCCGCCUGCGUAGCUUCAACCCCGUGGCCGCUCCCGCCUGCAUCAUCCGACAGGAAGAACGGACCGUCCCUCAUGAUCUCCAGCGCCCCGGCUCGUGGGUCGUCGAGGCUCAAAACGGAGCACAAGGUCCACGAUGCAUCGCGGGCGGAAUGGCCCUUGCCGCCGGGCGUCCUCGAAAAGGGCAAAUGAGGCGUGCGGCCCGCGGGCUGAAGUUGAUGAUCACUGCCGCUAUCAAGUGCUGUGGACCGCCUCUCCCGCAACGGGCAGCAUGCAGCAUGCAAGAGCCGACCGGGGUGGCUGCUUGGGCUAUGGCGGCAUUGGCCAAUCGAGGAGAGGAUGUUGUCUCCCGCACCGCAGUUUCUCUGGACUUGGGGCGAACGCAUGUCUCAGAACGGGCGACCAGAGAGGGGACCAGAGAGGGCGGCCGGGAGAACCAAACCCAAACAAGGCGACGUCGAUGA